Periophthalmus magnuspinnatus is the source of this 2762-nucleotide messenger RNA. RefSeq names its product sorting nexin 19a (gene snx19a). The coding region runs from base 1 to 2685 and encodes 894 amino acids. The transcript has 11 exons. Gene Ontology annotation, molecular function: phosphatidylinositol binding. NCBI's taxonomy places the organism in Eukaryota, Metazoa, Chordata, Actinopteri, Gobiiformes, Gobiidae. The record is from RefSeq and is a predicted model, not a curated record. Gene Ontology annotation, cellular component: intracellular membrane-bounded organelle; early endosome membrane.
AUGGCUCUCUUCUCCGCUCUGUCAGAAUAUCUGGGUCAGCCACGUCUGUUAGGAUGUGUGGCUCUCUUGGCUUGGCUCGUCCUCUUCCAUCUCCUGGUGAAUGUUUGGCUUCUCUGCCUCUUCACCAGUUUCUUGGUUGUCCUGGGCGGCUGGCUGGGCUCUCGGGCUUUACUGGACGCAAACAGCCUGCUACAUUUAGAGCACUUCCUCCCAUUGGGUAAGCUGAACCCUCCUGUGUAUUCUCCUGAACACGAGUGGAGGUUAAACCAUGAGAUCCACAGCGCUGCACAUAAAGCGGUCCGGGAUUUUGUCUCGUCAUGGUACCGCACUGUCCUGCCUGAGGUGGAGGGCGAGUUUGAGAGGGCAGUCCUGAACUCGAUGCUGGAGUCUGUGAUGGAGCUGAAGGAGCGUGCACGCAGAGUUGACAGAAAGGAGUUGAUUCAGAGGUUGUUGGAGGUGUAUGGGUGUCAUCUGCAAAGCUACAUGACAGCAAAACAAAUACAGGCUUCACAUACAAAGGAUAUGAGUCUAUGGGAGAUUUACAGUGAAGUGGACACGCCCCAUCCCGCUGUGCGCUUGGACGAGCGGACCUACUCCACAGCUCUGGUAAACCUGGUCUUAAAUGUUCUCGUCCCGUACCCUCAGAUGGAGACUAGAACUGGUGGUUACAUGGUUACUGAACUCAUCACCUGUAAUGUUCUGCUGCCACUUCUUCAUAGAGUGGCUGACCCGGAUUGGCUCAACCAAACUAUAGUGGAAAUCUUCACCCGUUCCAAAGCUCCUCCAGAAAUGACCCCGCUUCCCACUGAUACACUGUAUAGGUGUCCCAUUCCGCAGGAGUCCUGGACCACCUGUCGCUCACUGUCCUCCUCAGACCCUCCAGGAUUGGUCACUUCAACUUCGUCAGAUUCUGAGGAGCAGCUAAGUCCUAAAACACCUUCUGAGGAUUCACCCCAAAGCUCCAUGGUUAGCAUAGUGUCUAGUGACAAAACAGACAGCCGUCCGGAAAGUAGAAUUGCACAAAACAAUAUAACCUGCUGUCCGCUACGUACAGUUAAAUGCUCCACUAUACCCCAGUGCAAAGUGCCCUCCCUGGCCUCACUUUUACAGUCAGAUUCAGAUUAUGAUUUAAAAGGGCGUUUCUGUGAUUGUGGUCCGUCUACCAACUUUUGCAAAGCGAUUUCUUUGGAUGAAGAUGAACCAUUUGGAUGUUUUGCGACGCUAAAAAAUCUUGGGCCUAAACAGGUUGUUCCAGAGGAGUCUCUGGGGCCAGCAGGCAUGUCCCAGGACAACUCACCUUCAAGAAAGUUUGAUCAAACAUUGGACAGUCUUAACCACUCCCCAGCACCUGUGAACAUCCAAAACGUACAUAUAAGUGGCACUACUACAGCCAAAGAGCAGCGUGGCACAAGCACUCAUCUCUUUACUGUCUAUACGAUAAAGUUUGAUACAUUAAAUGAAUCUGAAAAUGGUGACACUCAGCAGUCUUUCUCCAGUCACACAGUCAACCGCAGAUACAGCGAGUUCCUCAACUUGCAAACACGCCUGGAGGAGAAGCCAGAAAUGAAGAAACUACUAAAAAAUAUCAAAGGUCCCAAAAAGAUCUUCCCAGACAUUUCAUUUGGCAAUUCAGACAGUGAGAAGGUGGAAGCUCGUAAAUACCAACUUGACACCUUUCUCAAACAACUGAGCAGUAUUCCUGAGACAGCCAACAGUGAGGACAUGCAAGAGUUCCUCGGCCUCAACUCUGACGUCUGUGCUCACUUUGGAAGGAGGCCUGUCGGCAAAUCAAGAAUUGAUAAGAUGAUGGAAAAUGCACUGGACACUUUGAAGACUGCCUUUCCCUACCCAGACCUGAGUCCAACUGAGGACUCUGAUGUAGACACGGACGGGAGAAUGCCGGAGAUCAGGAAGUACAGGAGGAUGUUCCAAAAUAGGAUGUCUACAUCUCUGAAUAUCUCUGAGCUGCCUCCUAAAGUGACAUACUGCUACAGUGUGAGCAGUCCUAUGCUCAAUGGAAUGACACUCCCAGGCCUGGAAAACUUUGUGAAGGAUCAAGAGCAACGCAUAUGUAGUUUAUCUGAGAAAGAGACCCAGGAAUUGUGCAGUGAGCAGUUUGGUAAAAACACAAAAGCCUCUGGGAAAUCCAGCACAGAUACAGCUGUGGCAGAUGUGGCCUUGAGCAUUCUGUGUCUGUUGAUGAAGGACCAGUGGAGCUGGUUGUGCACUGAGAACAUCCAGAAGACCAUCCGACUGCUCUUUGGCACCUUCAUAGAGAGGUGGCUGGAUGUGGGGGUGGCCCACCUGACCAGCGCCCCCUGCUGGGUGAUUUACCUGCAGGUUCUACAGGAGGCAGUGUGGCCGGGCGGCUCAUUACCUGCUCAGCCCCGUCCUGAGCGGAGUGUUGCUCAGAGAGAGGAGACCAAGGAGAGAUGCGUGGAGUGUCUGAUGCAGCUCAUUCCACAGUUGGUAACUGAAAUGCUGGGGACGGAGAAGUUUCGUCUGAGUCUGGAGACAGUACUGGAGUCUUUACAGGACUAUCAGAUAAACAAGCACCUGCUCUACUGCAUUUGUGAUCUGCUGCUGGAGCUGCUCAUUCCUGAGUCAUGCGAUGAGUCCUUUCAGACGUCGCUGUUACAGAGACUUGGAAAAGACACAGAAAAAUACAAUAAUCAGCACAUUUGAGCAGAUGCACCACGCUCCCAUACUGUAAGCAUAUCAAGUGGCCUUUUUGUCUUCAGGAGGCGUCUCAGUGUCUCUUC